AUGUGGCGAGGCAGAAACAUUGGUGCACGCGUGGCCGUUGUGGAAGGCGAAGUGCAUGUCGAGAGGGUGGAGAAUCUCGAGCUUGUCAAGAACGGGGUACCGCCGCCGCCGUCACCGAUCAGUGACGACGGGAACCAGCAGCUGGGGUGGAACGUGAACCAGCUGGCUGCAGAUUUCAUCAGGAGGAGCAAGGAGAAGUUCCAAGGGGAAGAUGGGAGCAACGGUCAGGUCCAAAGGCCAUAA
Molecule: messenger RNA, 243 nt
Organism: Miscanthus lutarioriparius
Lineage: Eukaryota; Viridiplantae; Streptophyta; Magnoliopsida; Poales; Poaceae
Source: the annotation of a GenBank genome assembly